Molecule: messenger RNA, 2467 nt
Organism: Paramuricea clavata
Lineage: Eukaryota; Metazoa; Cnidaria; Anthozoa; Malacalcyonacea; Plexauridae
Source: the annotation of a GenBank genome assembly
AUGGAAUGUCAACAAAGUGGCAACAAUUGCAACACUGCCAAUGUUCUUAUACGUAUUGCAAACCUGGGAGAACAUGGUUCUUAUGAUGUUUCGUAUCGUCUGUCAUGCAUCGAAAAAGCGCUGGAGAUAGAAGAAAAACGCCACCGCAAGGAAUCUAAUCACCGCCAUUUGGACAGAUGUUUUGAGAGUCUCUGGUAUUUCUUGGUAACGGAAAACAGUGAAUCAAAAUGGUUGGAAUAUCUCGACAAAGCCAUGCAAAUGCUCGAAGAGAUUAACUUGGAUAGCGAUAAAUUAUAUGGCCAUGCGCACCUAACAAUUGGAAAACGUUUAGCAGAACAGUCCCCCAAUGAAGCUGAAAGACACUUGAGAACUGCAGAAGCUGUUUUAAAGAAGACCUUGAAGGAUAGUAGUCACGUCGUGCUACUUCAGAUCAAUUCUUCACUGCUAAAGAUUUUCCUACAGACAAACAGAAUCCAGGAUGGCAUCGAACUUGCCAAACAACAGCGACGCCUGAUUGAUACAAUGUUGUCUAAAUCCAGUGUUCCUAACGCUGAACAACUCUGCCAAGUUGUGUAUCUUGGCCAGUUUUAUGAAGCCAGUGGACGACGAAACACUGCAAAGGAAAUGUAUAUUGACGUAAUCGCGCGCCUGGAGGAACAGGUCGAUCCGACUGAUUCAGAAAAUGAUUAUUCAAUGCUCCUGCUGUGGAAGAUACAACAACGAGUAGGAGACAUUUACCUAACUGAUGGAAUGUUCUGUGAUGCAGAAGCCAUGUUACAGCGCAUUGCCUCUUCAGUUAAAAAGACAACUUCACAGCGACAACUUGCGGUAACAGCUCAUCAUGACAUUCUAUGGAAUCUUGCAGCGAUUUUUACGGAAACUGGAAGACACGAACAAGCUUAUGAACUGCUUGACAGUCUUAUCAACAUGUACGAGAAAGACCGCAAAUCCAUUCAUGCCCAUACAGCUUCGUGUGCUUUUCUCGUACGUGGUGAACUCAAUCGUCGACGCUUUCGUUUCAACAUUGCAUUGCAAGACCUUAAAAAAGCUUUGAAAAUAGGCGAAACGUUUCGAGGAAUGGCGAUUCAUUAUGCUUUCAAUACACAAGACAGUGAAAUUAAUUAUGCUAAAAUUAUGAACACUAUUGGAUUAAUUUAUGAGCAAAGCAACAACCUGGAACUUGCUCGCGAAUACUAUCUUUGCUGCAUAAAUACUGUGGCAGCAAUACCUCCGACCAUGGAAGCAGGAACCUUUCACCAAAAUUUGGCGGACACACUGAAAAAGUUAGGACGACUGCACGACGCCAUGGUGCAUUACAAGAAAUCAUUAGAAAUUAGAGAAAUGCUGCAUUCAGAUGAUCCGGUAAGAGAAGAUAUUGCCACCGUGCUUUACCAUAUUGCUAUCGUCCAGUAUACUCAUGAAAGACCCAAGGACGCUUCUGAAACUUUGGAAAAGCUCAUACUCUUAAGACGAGAACUUCUUAAAAAAGGUGGUUCUUUGCAGAAUUACUGUGCCGUGUUUGUUCUUAAAGGUAAUUGCCAUAUAUUUGAACCAGGCGAAGCUCAACAAGCAAAAGACGCCUACGAAGAAGCAGAGAAAGCUUUCAAAAUAAUGACGGAGGGGCAGCCAAACCUGGAUUAUGCUGGCGCAUUAAGCAGUUUGGGUGAGUCGAAUAUACAUGAUUUUUAUAAAUUUGGUAAACUCCUUUAUAAUACUGUACUUUUAAAAUUUGUGUUUAAUUACAAAUUAUGCUGUGUAAUUUGUAGCGCGAACUAAGUCCGUUUCACGCCUAAAAUAUGUGGUCAUGUUUUUGCAUGUUCACGUAUCAGAUAUAUUUAAUAAUUAAGAUGACCUUUAUGGUACCAUAUAUACCUAAUACGGUUGGGUGCACUAAAAAUGAUUUAAUUAUACCUUUCUUGAUUCUUUCUGUGUAGGAUAUGCUUGUUUAAUCUUAAAUCAGUGGGAACAAGCAUUCCCGAAACUGGAACAAGCACUUGAAAUGAAGAGAGUUAUUUAUGAAGAAAAAGAUAAACCAGAGGCUGAUGUGGCCUUAGCCUGCCGCUUUCUCGCUAGAGCGCUGUUUAAACAUCAAGAAUAUCAGAAAGCACUGCCUUACUUCCAAGAAGCGUUGGAAUAUUUUGAAGUUAACCAGUCAGCAGAUGAUGAAACGCAAUGUGUUCUUCACAUUGCGCUAUGUUACGGAGGUUUGAAGAAUCUCGUUAGUGCACUGGAAACGUUCAGAAAAGUCGAAGAGUUGUGUGUCAGAAAGUCAGUUAGCGACAGCAUACGGUUGGGUAUUCACAAAACAAUGGCAGACACCUUCACUGAGGAAGAAUACGGAGAUAGGUCUAAGGUAUUGUAUCACCUUAAAGAAGUCGAAGCUAUCUUUAAGCGAAUAAAACGAUCAGAAACGCAGGAAGAGGAACUAAUUGAAGUACAAGCAAAGAUCUUGAGCCUGGAAUUUUAA